CGCUCUACCAGACACUUUUUUCUCUAACUGAACUGUGAUUUCAAAAUCAUCUUAAAUAAAAGCUAACCUGUUUAAGAUUUCAUUUUCUUUAAAACUUUUUAUGCAUAAAUUCACUCUGUAAAAAGGUACUCCACCCCCGGUUUAAAGUAGAUUACCAUGUCACCUGAGUUCUCUAGUUACCCAAAGAGGACAUUACUGAAUCUAAGGAAUUUCCUUUUCAGUUUCACCAAAGCAGCACAAUUUUGACAACUGAAGCCUUGAUGCACUUAUAAGAAUAAAAUAUUUUACAAUGCAUCAUAACAAAGGCAAUGUUUUUUGUUUUAAACAGCCAAUGACUUCUCCUCGUAUUAUAACAUCCCAUCUGAUGGCAUCCCACCAUGCACCAACAGGAAUUCAAGUACCACAAAAGGUCAAAUGUGACAGAUGUGUCCCUCUUCAACCUGGCCCUUUCAGACCUCCUCUUCCUUUUCUCAUUGCUUUUCUGGGCGCACUCCUCUGCCAAAUCUGAGUGGAUCUUUGGAAGCUUCAUGUGCCAUGCUGUGACAACACUCUACAUGCUGGGAUUCUAUGGAAGUAUCUUCUUCAUGAUUCUCAUGACCGCAGACCGCUAUGCUGUCAUCGUUCACGCCCAUACCUCUCUCUUUUCCAAACACCGGUCUGCCAGAACUGGCACAGCCCUGAGUUUGUUUAUGUGGACACUUAGCUUGGGAGCCUCUCUACCAAACUUAUUUUUUUCCAAAGUAAUAAAAGAUUCAAAUGCAUUGAAAUGCAAGGUGGUGUAUCCCCCAGAGACAUCAUGGAGGCAAUUCUCGUACAUCGAGUUAAACAUCCUUGGUUUGAUCAUACCCCUCUCAGUCAUGAUGUUCUGCUACUCACGUAUAAUCCCCGUCUUAAUGACCAUGAAGUCUCAGAAGAAACACAAAGCUGUUAGGCUUAUCCUAAAUUUGAUCAUUGUUUUCUUCCUCUUCUGGACGCCCUACAACAUUGUCAUCUUCCUGAAGUUCCUGCAGCACUUUGGCUACAUGCAUAGCUGUGAGUGGGAAAAUGACCUGAGCAUGGCUAUGCAGUGGGUGGAAACCUUAGCGUUCAGUCAUUGCUGCCUCAACCCCAUAAUCUAUGCAUUCGUGGGGCAGAAAUUCAGAAAUUUGGUCCUCAAGAUUCUGAAAGAGUGGUUUCCCCUUUGCUUUGGUCGCUGCACAGUUAUCAUUAGUGAGUUCUCAGAGAGGAGGAGCUCUGUGCACUCUCGCUCAUCAGAGAUAUCCUCUACAAACUUUGUUUAGCCACAAGAACAAAGUUCUUAACAGAGGAAAUAAAAAACUGUACAUUUGAGCAAUAAAGGACAACAUUACUGCUUCAGUUCUUUUAAUUUUCUAAAAAGAUGUCAUUAAGGAUAUUUACAUUAGCUUGUUUUUCCCCCCAUUUGUUUCAGGUGAUUUAUUUUAGUCUUUACAUUUUUAACUAUAAUUGUUCUGCAUUUUUGUUUUGGAUUAUGCAAAGCAUUUGUACAUUUUUGGAUUUGCAGCUGAAUGGUAAAAAAAAUCUUAAUGCGACUGUACAUUUAUCAAUAAUAACUAAAAUAACAAAAAGAUUCACUAUUUGAGGCUGUAAAAAGCAUUAGUUGAAAAAGGUCACAAAUAACACUGUCUGGA
Molecule: messenger RNA, 1649 nt
Organism: Clarias gariepinus (North African catfish)
Lineage: Eukaryota; Metazoa; Chordata; Actinopteri; Siluriformes; Clariidae
Product: C-C chemokine receptor type 5-like
Exons: 2
Coding region: 378-1280 (300 amino acids)
Biological process (GO): immune response; chemotaxis; G protein-coupled receptor signaling pathway
Cellular component (GO): membrane
Molecular function (GO): chemokine receptor activity
Source: RefSeq, a predicted model, not a curated record